This is a messenger RNA of Drosophila montana, 447 nucleotides long. RefSeq lists its product as uncharacterized. The coding region runs from base 137 to 412 and encodes 91 amino acids. The transcript has a single exon. Lineage: Eukaryota; Metazoa; Arthropoda; Insecta; Diptera; Drosophilidae. The record is from RefSeq and is a predicted model, not a curated record.
CGUAGAACUUCGCGUGCGGCAAUGUGAACUCUGCACACUCCUCGCCUCCCACUUGAGUUGUGCGUGUGUACGUGCGUGUGUGUGCCUGCAUGUAUGUGUGUGCGUGUGUGUGUGUGUGCAUGAGUGGAGCUCUAAAAUGACCGAUUUCCCAAUGAACGAUAUACUAAGAUCGUUUAGAAAAAUGCGCAUGCAUAAGAGCUCCGGUCAAGGCAGUCACCUGAUUCCGCAUCAUCAACAUCAUCAUCAACAACAUCAUCAACAUCAUCAUCAUCAUCAGCAGCAGCCCCAAAACUAUCCGCACUAUCAACAGCCGCCAGUUCAACAGUCGAAAGAUCUGAAAAAGAUUAUCAAAAUUAUCAAAAAGAGUGUUAUUAAGCAAAAAAUUACGCGAAAAAUGAAAAUUGUUGUCUAAAGUUUUACGAACAAGAAAGUGCAAAAGAAAAUAUA